UCAGCUAAGGAACAUAACUUUCUUCAAGUUAGUGUAAAAAAGGGCGACCAUGGAACGAUAAUAUCUUUCUCAAGCCCAUUGAAAACUUUUUCGCGGAACAAUUGGCAUUUCCAUCGAUCAACUUAUUUCGCACCUCUUUCUUUUCAAAAACUAUUCUUUCAUGUCAAAAGUUACGGAAGACCCUUUUGACUUAUUGGAAUUAGAGCUUCCAGAGGAAGACGAGAAAAUAACGAAUCGAGAUGUUACGAAGGCUUAUAGAAGGCUGGCUCUUAAAUGGCAUCCGGAUAAGAAUCCUGAUAACAGAGAGGCUGCACAAACAAUGUUUAUGAAAAUAUUUGUUGCCUAUGAAACAUUGUUAGACCCAGAGAAGCGUGCACAAUAUAUUGCAAGAAAGAGGGCAGCGUCGAGAAAUGCAAAAAGGCACUCACAAAUGGAUGCUAAGAGAAAGUUGAUGAAAGAGCAACUUGAGAAAAGGGAAAAGGAAGCAGCACUUCGUCGACAAAACGAGAAAGUUCGUCAAAACACAGAGACAACUUCUAAACAGUCAGAAGAAUUGAAGAGAAGAUGUCGUGACGAAAUAGAGAGGCUUCGUGAAGAGUGGAAACAAGAUGAGAGGAAAAGGAUGCGCAGUGCUGAGGAACAGUUGGUUCAUAUUCAGCAAAGAAGAGAUAUGUUAUUAGAAAACUGCAUCAAAGUGUCUUGGCUGUCUGAAGCAGAACAUAUUUGGACUGAAGAAAGAUUUCGGGAGUUGCUUUCACACAUAGAUGCAGUUGACGUAGUUGUCUCAGUUGCCAAAAAGAUAGCUUUGAUUACUUUUUCUUCUAAGUAUUGUUUGUACAGAGCUCUUGCACAGAAAGAAGGGUUGUUUUUGAAGAAUGGCUUGAAAGUUCAUCAAAUGAGUAUGAGCCAGGAGAAGACGGAACAAAAUGUUUCGAAUGAUGAAUCAUUCUCACAUGAGACCACCUUGCCAAAGAUUUUUCAUGAUCAAGAGUUGCUACAUAUUCGUCGAAAGGCAGCACAAGGAGAUGAACAUGCAAGUCUAGAAUACGAGCAGCGAACUCUGAAGAAAUUGAGAGAAGCGGCAUCGAAGAGGAAACAGUUGAAUACUGAGAUGGGCUGAAGUUUCAUGAAGAACUUUAUUCGAU
Molecule: messenger RNA, 1145 nt
Organism: Galdieria sulphuraria
Lineage: Eukaryota; Rhodophyta; Bangiophyceae; Galdieriales; Galdieriaceae
Product: DnaJ homolog subfamily C member 17
Exons: 1
Coding region: 161-1120 (319 amino acids)
Biological process (GO): spliceosomal complex disassembly
Cellular component (GO): spliceosomal complex
Source: RefSeq, a predicted model, not a curated record